Molecule: messenger RNA, 1514 nt
Organism: Sander lucioperca (pikeperch)
Lineage: Eukaryota; Metazoa; Chordata; Actinopteri; Perciformes; Percidae
Product: small vasohibin binding protein
Exons: 3
Coding region: 217-417 (66 amino acids)
Biological process (GO): negative regulation of protein ubiquitination; protein secretion
Cellular component (GO): apical part of cell
Source: RefSeq, a predicted model, not a curated record
AAGAAGAAAAAACCGGAACCCGCACACAACAGGAACCUUUGAACAAACGCUGCAAAACUCGGAUUUGUUUAUUGGUGACACCUGGGGAACAGCUGUUUUGUUGGUCGACUGUCAUUAGCUAGCUACAGACAACUUACUGGCUAACUUAACGUUAAUCAAAGUAUAUUACUGGUUUCUGCCUUGUACAAUUCAAAGGUUGAUUGGAGGGCUGUUGCCAUGGAGCCUGCCUGCCGUAAAGACAAGCCAAAGCUAAACUCUACACCGACCAGAGGAGACCGAGCCAAACAGAAGUCGGCACAGCAAGAGCUCAAACAACGACAGAGAGCAGAGAUUUAUGCCUUGAACAAGGUGAUGACAGAGUUGGAACAGCAGCAGUUUGAGGCCUUUUGUAAACAGAUGCAAUCACAAGGAGAAUGAGUCCCACCUUACUUUUUCAUCUGGACCAGGAAGCGGUCACCCUGCAAAAAACACCAUGUACCGAUAUACAAUCACACACACUUAUACUUACGCUGAUGCUUGAUGAGACAAUCUUUCUGCUCCUGAUGUGUUAACGAUUCGGAUUCCUGACUCUGUAACCUGAAUAUGCUGGAGAGUAUUGUCAUAAUUACCUGACCUGAUUGGUAACUGAAAGCAUUGUGGGUAAAAUGUGGCCAAACAGGAACGGCUGUAAUCAGAGUUGCAUAUUCCCUACAAACACAUCAGGUCACUGAUAUUUCCUUUUGCAUAAAUAUCUACCUUUUGUUAAAUGGUUAAACUGGGCGUUAAAAAAAGCUUUAAAACUUGGGUAUCAUCCGCCCAUCACGUCUCAAGUCGGAAAUACAUUGUACUGUAAGCUUCUUUUGAUUGAUUGAAAUUUACUUUGAACGUGUAAAAGAAAACAAAGGGUCAUACAGAAAAUAAUACACAAAAUAGAAAGCAUAUUGAGACACAUGAAUGACAAACACAAUGAUUUUUUUUUUUUUUUUUUAAAUGUCUGAAAAAGGAGUGGGAAAAAGUUCACUUAUUUAAUCACACCUUCUCCAUAUAUAAUUGUUGACAAGCUUCCUCAGUCAUUUUUUUUAACCUCAUCCAAAUAUAUCAUUUUACUUACCGCGUAUCUUACAAAAGAUCCCAUUUUUUCCCUCCUAUUUCUCAUAACAUUCAUAUCAAAAUCAAAUAUUUAUUAUUUCUUGCACAUUCUUGAAGUUUUCACAUCCAGUGUGCUUCUGAUUUCCAACUACCAACAGCAGAACAAGAGGUUGUUUUUUUUAAUGUUUUUUACAUAUUGCCCUUUAAUAUGCCAGUGUUAAUGGUGCUCAUUUUGAACACUAUCUUGUGAACAACAAUGUAUGCAGUGCCACCUGGCCUGUACAUAUUUAAUAUAGCAUUUUAUUGUCGCAUUCACGUUUUGCAAUCCAAACAACUUCUAUUUAUGACUGAUAACUGUAAAAUAUUUAUACUAAGUACAGUAUGGCAUCCACUUGCACUUGAGUUAAACAUUUUUGAUUGAAUGAAAAUAAAAGUGAGUUUAAAAA